GUUGAGUAGUCUGCCAUGGCCCAGCUGCGGUGGCCGCUGCCGCGUCCCGGAGCUCCCUCUCCCAGCGCGCUGCUAAGAAAGAAAGAAAAUGGCGGCCGGCGGGACCGGAUCACAUUCUUGCGCGACCAUCGUGCCGUGCAGGGGGCGGGGACACCGGCACGGAGAUCUCGCGAGGUUGGGGAAGGGGCGGGGCGAGCUGGGAAGAUUCCAGGAACUGGGCAGAGAGAGUGGAGGCGGCGGCGCAGCGCCAAAGUUCUCGCGAGAUCUGUAGGUGACGCCGAGGGGGAUGGCGUUCGGGUCCCGCCUCCGUCGCCUUUCGUUGCUGCUGGCGGCAGGGCGCCCGCCCCCUCCAGCAAGCAAGCUCGGUUAGGAAAUCUAAGUUCAUUUCAAGACAUUCGGAAUGGGGAAAGAUAUUAUUCCAUUUUGGGGAUUGAGAAAGGAGCUUCUGAUGAAGAAAUUAAGAAAGCUUACCGCAAACAAGCCCUCCGAUUCCAUCCGGACAAGAACAAAUCUCCUCAAGCAGAGGAAAAAUUUAAAGAGGUGGCCGAAGCCUAUGAAGUUCUGAGUGAUCCUAAAAAGAGAGAGAUCUAUGAUCAGUAUGGGGAGGAGGGCUUAAAAGGAGGAGCUGGUGGAACUGAUGGACAUGGAGGUACCUUCCGGUACACCUUUCAUGGAGAUCCUCAUGCCACGUUUGCAGCAUUUUUCGGUGGCGCCAAUCCUUUUGAAGUCUUCUUUGGUAGAAGAAUGGCUACUAAUAGAGAUGGUGAAGAAAUGGAAGUAGAUGGAGAUCCUUUUAGUGCCUUUGGUUUCAGCAUGAAUGGGUAUCCUAGGGAGAGGACCCCAGUGGGUUCAACUCGACCCAGGCAAGACCCCCCAGUUAUCCAUGAACUUAAAGUAUCUCUUGAAGAAAUCUAUAAUGGUUGUACCAAACGAAUGAAGAUUUCCCGAAAAAGGCUGAACCCUGAUGGGAGAAGUGUUAGAACAGAGGACAAAAUUCUCACCAUUGAAAUAAAAAAAGGAUGGAAAGAAGGAACAAAAAUCACUUUUCCAAGGGAAGGAGAUGAAAUGCCCAAUAGUAUUCCAGCGGAUAUUGUUUUUGUCAUUAAAGAUAAAGAGCAUACACAAUUUAAGAGGGAUGGAUCCAAUAUUAUCUAUCCCGUCCGAAUCAGUUUACGAGAGGCCUUGUGUGGCUGCUCCAUCAAUGUUCCCACAAUGGAAGGAAGAACCAUCCCCAUGACGAUAAAUGAAGUUGUGAAGCCUGGAAUGAGGAGAAGAAUUAUAGGCUAUGGACUGCCCUUUCCAAAAAACCCUGACCAGCGGGGCGACCUGCUCAUAGAGUUCGAGGUGAACUUCCCAGACACCCUAUCCUCGGCAACCAAAGAAAUCCUUCGCAAGCAUCUUCCCACCUCCUAGGAGGAUGAAGGUCCCGCUGGAUUACCAGGGUUUUGGCAAGGCUCUGAAUAGAGCGCCAUAGACAAAGUGGGGUGAAUGCCUCGAGGAUUCAGUGAUAUGCAUGAAUAGAGAGGGUCAAAUAAAGGGCAAAAGGGAAUUUGCAGUUAAAUAUGGAGAGGAAAACCACUUACUAUAUUUUGUUUUCUUCUUAACCAGAAAUUUCAUUCACAAUUUUGCAUACAUGUAAAAUUUAGUUGUUUUAUGAAGCUAGUGUACAUAUUGCUAAUAAAGUACUCGAAUAUACAAGUACUUUAUUUCUUAUGUAUCUACAUCAUCAAUAGAAGAUGCUGCCAUUUAUACUGGAGAGCAGAAUUCACAAGUGAAUGACAUGUCAUAUGCAUCUUCUGGGACAUUUUAAAGAGGCUAUUUAAAAAUAGAGAAAUCAGAUUUAAAUCUGCUUCCAUAGUAAUGCUCUAGGGCUGGUACCCUGAUAGAGAAAUUACCUGGUAGAUAGAUUUCAUUACUUUGAUUUUCAAAAUGUGAAUUUAUGUCAAGCUAUUUUUUCAGCUGUGGAAAUCCUAGUUACCUGAACCUACUGGGUAUUUCAAAAUAUCAGGCUCAUUUAAAAUGUCAUGUGUGAUUUUUAUCUGUGAAAGUAGUUAUGUAUGUAUGUGUAUAUGUGUAUAUAAAUUCGCGCCUCCCGACUCCCAACUCUAUAUAAAUAUACACAUAUACACAUAUAUACCCAGCAAUGUCUGUGCUCACAGACAUGCCUAUAUACACAUGUUGGGCUUAUGAAAUUAUAGACUCAUCAAGCACUGGCAUAAAUGAUUUAUUUCAAAAUGAAUGUGCUCCUCAAGGCUCUUGUUGGGUCUGUUUUUCAAUCAUGUAGUCAUUUUCAUAGUGUAUACAAUCAUGCUAUAUGACUCAAUUUAAGUAGUUCCCAAAAAGGAACAAAUAAAUAACUACUAUAGUGUUACAAUCAAAAUACAGGGAAAAACAAUGACUGCUGCUUAUGAUAAUGUUGCUAACUAUAUAAUGUGUGUAUGCAUGUAAAAUGGUUUGUUUCCAUAUGUACAGUAUUGUGUUUCUCAUGUUUUUAAUUUAAAGAUUGUAAACUUAUUUUUAACUUUCUUUGCUUUUGUUACUGUAGUGAGAAUGAUCUUUUGAAACAAUGUGUUCAGUAAAAGUAUCUGAUCCCUGGGUCUAGAUUUAUUCUGCAUGUCAUUGUUAAAAUACUUUAUCAGACUUCAAUUAUGCCAAGUAAUACAGAAUUCAAUCGCAAUUUAAAAAUCAUAGUAAUGAAAUACUGCAUUUCACAAAUAAGAUCUUCAGUAGUUUAUAUUUUUGUAAAAAUCUAAGGCUCACAAAACAGCAAUGAAUUAAAUUAUUCCUACCUAGCA
Sarcophilus harrisii (Tasmanian devil) is the source of this 2795-nucleotide messenger RNA. It is a transcript of the gene DNAJB4, whose product is annotated as DnaJ heat shock protein family (Hsp40) member B4. Lineage: Eukaryota; Metazoa; Chordata; Mammalia; Dasyuromorphia; Dasyuridae. The record is from RefSeq and is a predicted model, not a curated record. Gene Ontology annotation, molecular function: protein-folding chaperone binding. Gene Ontology annotation, cellular component: cytosol.